UAUAUGGGCUCUGAUGUGACAGCUGCAGCUGAGAAAGUUGUCCAUAUCUUUGGUCUUAACAACACUAUGUUUUCUCAGCUUAAAACAACUAUUAUGCUAUCUUCUUUGGAGCUCUGGUCAGAUGAAAAUAAGAUUUCAACUAAUGGGGUUGCUGAUGAUGUACUACAAAGGUUUUUGUCAUGGAAACAAAAAUUUAUGUCUCAAAAGUCCAAUAUCAUGGCAUAUUUAUUAAUUUAUAGGGACCAUCCUAAUUAUGUGGGAGCAAUGUACUAUGGAAUGGCAUGUGAUCCAACAUUUGCUGCAGGAAUCGCUUUGUAUUCAAAGACAGUAACUUUAGAGGGAUUUUCAGUUGUCAUGACACAGUUGCUUGGAAUUAAUCUGGGAUUGACAUAUGAUGACAUCUACAGCUGUAACUGUCCAGGAGCUACAUGCAUAAUGAAUUCUAAGGCAAUGUAA
Molecule: messenger RNA, 456 nt
Organism: Gorilla gorilla gorilla (western lowland gorilla)
Lineage: Eukaryota; Metazoa; Chordata; Mammalia; Primates; Hominidae
Product: A disintegrin and metallopeptidase domain 3-like
Exons: 4
Coding region: 4-456 (150 amino acids)
Biological process (GO): male gonad development; binding of sperm to zona pellucida; proteolysis
Cellular component (GO): plasma membrane
Molecular function (GO): metalloendopeptidase activity
Source: RefSeq, a predicted model, not a curated record